Molecule: messenger RNA, 1137 nt
Organism: Penicillium riverlandense
Lineage: Eukaryota; Fungi; Ascomycota; Eurotiomycetes; Eurotiales; Aspergillaceae
Exons: 2
Coding region: 1-1137 (378 amino acids)
Source: RefSeq, a predicted model, not a curated record
AUGUCGUGUCUCGCGCGACGCCGGUGGACGGGGGUUAUCUCGAGAACUAUUUUUACCUACAGACGAUCCUACCGGACAUCCACCGUAUGGCCCUCCUACGGCAUCACCACCCCCGGACCUGGACCCGACCACAACAGUACCAAACCACCCAGUCCCUUCCGCUUCGAAACGGGCUAUGCCCUGUGUGCCAAACGACCGUCCAGACCCUUCCCCCCACCGUUCCUGUCUCCGCCGUCAUCCUCUUUCUCCGAUCCCCUGACUACCCACUCGCUCAGCCAGGAUAAGAGAUUAUCCGUCGCGGGCGAGCGGGUUCGCGGCUUGAAUAACGGGGACGAUGCCGUGCUGGUCGCGGAGAAUUGUAUCGCGGUGGAUGAUGGGGUUGGUGCUUGGGCGACGAGGCCGCGUGGUCAUGCUGCUCUCUGGUCCCGACUCCUCCUACACUUCUGGGCUCUGGAAAUUGAACAACUAGACUACUCCACUACACCCACACCCGACCCAAUCUCGUACCUCCAGCGCGCCUACGAAGAAACCAUCCGCGCCACGAGCUCGCCAACCGAGUGGUUCGGAACAACCACCUCCGCAACAGCCCUACUACACUGGACUUGCAGUUCCGAAGAUGGUAUCCCUCACCCAUUACUAUACGUGACGAAUCUGGGCGACUGCAAGAUCCUCGUCAUCCGGCCGAGCGAGGAGAAAGUCCUCUUCCGCACAGCCGAGCAGUGGCACUGGUUCGAUUGUCCGAUGCAGCUGGGCACGAAUAGCGUCGACACUCCUCGCAAAGACGCAGUGCUGUCCACAGUGCCGCUGCAGGAGGAUGAUAUUGUCCUCGCGCUGUCGGAUGGCGUUAUGGAUAAUCUGUGGGAACACGAGGUUCUCGGUAAUAUCCUUGAGAGCAUCGCGAAAUGGGAGCAGGCACGUGAGGACAAGGAUAAAAAGGGCGCUGAGUUGUUGCAGCAGCCGGAGCUCUCAGAUAACCGCAUGGUCUUUGUGGCGAGGGAAUUGCUCAAUGCGGCGUUGAUGGUUGCGCAGGAUCCAUUCGCAGAGAGUCCAUAUAUGGAGAAGGCUGUGGAGGAAGGGUUGGCUAUUGAAGGAGGUAUGUUCUUCUUUUCUUUUUUGGGGUCUGGAGAUUUAUACUGA